AUCCAAGUACUUCAGAACAUGUUCCACAGGAGAACACUUCACUAUAGAGUUUGAGAACCUUGUGGAAAGUGAUGAGGGGGAAAGCCCAGGAAGCAGUCACAGACCUCUGACUGAGGAAGAAAUUGCUGACUUGAAGGAAAGACACUACGACUCCAUUGCUGAAAAGCAGAGAGUGGUUGACCUGAAGCUUCAGUCAGAGUUAGCCUUACAAGAGGAGAAGUUAAGACUAGAAGAGGAGGCUUUAUAUGCUGCACAACGUGAAGCAGCCAGGGCAGCAAAGCAGAAAAAGCUCUUGGAGCGUAGGCAGCAAAGGAUAACACAGAGAGCACAUGGUGUCAAUAAUGGAGAGUAUCAGAGCUCUGUGGCAGAGGAAGAUCUUGAUCCUUUCCUAAGGAAUACAAAGUUCCAGUGUGAAGCAUUUCGAAGUAGUAGACUUUCAUCUGAUGCCACAGUGCUGACUCCCAACACAGAGAGCAGCUGUGACCUGAUGACCAAAACCAAAUCAGUGAGUGGGAACGAUGACAGCACCUCCUUGGAUCUGGAGUGGGAAGAUGAAGAGGGCAUGAACAGGAUGAUCCCGAUGCGGGAGCGCUCCAAAACUGAGGAGGACAUCCUACGGGCGGCACUCAAGUUCAACAGCAGGAAGACAGGGAGUCAUCCAGCAUCAGCCUCUGAUGAUUCCAACGGAUUGGAGUGGGAGAAUGACUUUGUUAGUGCCGAGAUGGAUGACAAUGGCAAUUCCGAGUACGCCGGGUUUGUCAAUCCCGUGCUGGAAUUGUCCACGUCGGAUGUGAGGCUGUCGGAUUCUGACCACCAGGACAGAUAG
Molecule: messenger RNA, 826 nt
Organism: Acanthisitta chloris (rifleman)
Lineage: Eukaryota; Metazoa; Chordata; Aves; Passeriformes; Acanthisittidae
Gene: AP1AR
Product: adaptor-related protein complex 1 associated regulatory protein
Exons: 9
Biological process (GO): negative regulation of cell motility; regulation of Arp2/3 complex-mediated actin nucleation; negative regulation of substrate adhesion-dependent cell spreading
Molecular function (GO): AP-1 adaptor complex binding
Source: RefSeq, a predicted model, not a curated record